CUCAGGUUUAUGCCUCAAACCCGGUUGCUGGAAAGUUCUGGGUAACCUUAGUCUACGAACAUUUCCGCUAUUCUGCUACCAUUUUGGUAGACUAGGGCACACUUCUGCCAAUUGUAGUUAUCCGGCUCCUAUGGGUGAAGAACACUUCGGGCCGGAGAUGACAACAGAUGAAUCAGGGCAUCAUCUGAAUGAGGCCACACUAGCUUCAACUCAUGGCUUGGGGAUCCCUCACUCGGUGCGGAUCAACCCGGAUACUCAUGGAGGAAAGAAUGGAGCGUGGUGGGGAUAAGAGGCAGAUGGUAGAAGAAGAGCGAGGGAAUGUGGCGGGGCCGAGGCGCAUUGUGCUGGCGCUUCUUGUUGCAUCUUCUCAACGACGACAGGGUUCUGCUGUUGAAUUGAUGAAGUCGGGGGAAGAAGCUGGGAAGCGGAUGCUAGGGUCUGUUGGGAAUACUGAUGAUCGCAAGCAGGCACAACGUGAUCACGGAAAUAAGGCUGUUGUGCGGAGUAAAGAGUCUGGUGCCACGAGAGGUGUUCAUGAUGAUUGAUUAGCAAGGGGCUUGGCUGGUGCUGGUGCUAGCGUGGAGAAGGAGAGUGAGAGAAGGCUAGUGAUCUGUUCGACACAGGGUCUGUGGAAGGAAAGAAAGGCAGGCAGAGGGGAGGGAGCUCGAAGCAAGCUGCAGGUGAUGAACAUAAGGGUUUGACGGUUAAAGAACUGGUUUCAAAGCUGGAAGAGCAGAACAAAAUGGAGAUGGAGGUCCAGGUCAAGGCGGCAUCUAUGGGGGUUAAGUCGAUGGGGUUUGAAACCUGCGGAGAUGUUCGAGUCCAUGGGAGAGAAUCCCGCAUUAAUGAAGAAAAGAUGUCUGC
Linum trigynum is the source of this 864-nucleotide messenger RNA. The record is from the annotation of a GenBank genome assembly. NCBI's taxonomy places the organism in Eukaryota, Viridiplantae, Streptophyta, Magnoliopsida, Malpighiales, Linaceae.